Messenger RNA from Trichosporon asahii var. asahii CBS 2479, 636 nucleotides. Its product is annotated as phosphatidate cytidylyltransferase. Lineage: Eukaryota; Fungi; Basidiomycota; Tremellomycetes; Trichosporonales; Trichosporonaceae. Gene Ontology annotation, cellular component: endoplasmic reticulum membrane. The transcript has a single exon. The record is from RefSeq and is a predicted model, not a curated record. The coding region runs from base 1 to 636 and encodes 211 amino acids. Gene Ontology annotation, molecular function: phosphatidate cytidylyltransferase activity.
AUGGCCUACGUUUGUGGCAAGCUUUUCGGCCGCACGCCUUUGAUCAAGCUCUCUCCCAAGAAGACUGUCGAGGGCUUUGUUGGCGCCUUCAUUCUUACCCUACUGUUCAGUCUUGCGUGGGGCUCCUUCUUCAUGCGCUUCCCGUACAUGAUUUGCCCCGCCAAGGACCUGGGGGUCAAUGCGCUGUCCAACGUGUCGUGCAAGUUGAACCCCGUCUUUGUCUGGCGCAACUUUGAGUUUACCGGCGCGCUCCGUGCCCUGUUGACAACCAUCCUUGGUCGCGAGCCUCCUGCGAUCCCUUACGUACCUUACCAGCUUCACCUGCUCGUCAUGGCGACCUUUGCCUCUCUCAUCGCUCCUUUCGGCGGCUUCUUCGCCUCUGGCUUCAAGCGUGCCUUUAACAUCAAGGACUUUGGUCACUCCAUUCCCGGUCACGGCGGUAUGACUGACCGUAUGGACUGCCAGUUCCUCAUGGGCAUCUUUGCCUAUGUCUACUACUCGUCGCUCAUCCGUAUUCAGAACGUCACUGUCGGAUCCAUCAUCCAGACCGUGGUCACGUCGCUUACGCUCGAUGAGCAGGUCACCCUCAUGGGCGACCUCAAGCGCUAUCUCGCCGGCCAGGGUGUCUCUGCCUAA